Messenger RNA from Nelumbo nucifera (sacred lotus), 1961 nucleotides. RefSeq lists its product as uncharacterized. NCBI's taxonomy places the organism in Eukaryota, Viridiplantae, Streptophyta, Magnoliopsida, Proteales, Nelumbonaceae. Gene Ontology annotation, molecular function: protein binding. The record is from RefSeq and is a predicted model, not a curated record.
UAGCUUUCCCCCUAUUUUUAUUUUCUUCAUUUUAUUGCUUUCCCCCAUUUUUCAAUAUUGUUGUAAUGAAUCUUCCCUAUUUACUGUCUCCACCUUGUUACCUCUGUCUCUGUUCCUCCCCCCCGUCUUCUUCCCUCCUUUCCUCUAUUCCUCUAUUAGACUACUAUUCAUCUAUAUAUAAAACAAAACCAAACCCCACCCUUCUUUCACAUCAAUUGAAUGCAAUGCAAGAAACUAGGUUGGAUUAUUUGAGUAAUAGCCACUUCGUUGUCAACCAGCAUUGUGGCUUUGAUCUUAAGGCAAGCACUCAAAUAUGAACAGUGGAAAAAAAGUAAUAUAAUUUCAUAAAUUAAAGAAAAUGAUGAACAGCUCAGGGGGUUUUGUCUAAUCGCUAAAAGUUCAGGGGUCUUUUAUCACUGUCUCUAUAUUAAAGGGGUUAUUUAUAACUGACUCUAUCGUAUCAAUCUCCUUCCUACACAAUCUCUCUCUCUCGCUCGCUCGCUAAACCUGCCAUAUAUUGGGUCCCAAGGCCGCAAGGCGUAGGUGUGAUAUGACAAGAAGCCGCUCUGAAAUCCGAUUUGACACAGUUGAAAAGAUCGAUCGAGUUCACUGCCCAAAGCCGAAGGAUUCAAAAGGAUGUUCCAAGAAGCUCUCGAUUCUCAGAAUUCACAACUCACAUCCAACUUCGACAAAGAACUUGGGCUGCCUGCUGUGUUGAGUUGGCAGCGACGUCAAAGCCUUGUGUGAAAGAAAGCUAGUAUUUGCUGCUUCCUGCUUGUAAAAGUUUGGGUUAAAAUUAAUGAAGGACGAAGAGGGAAUCUUAAGAUCAUUCAGGAAAGAAAUACCAGCUCAUUACACGCUUAAGAUCAAGUCAUUUUCUUCACUUGCAAAGUCCAUGGAGAAAUAUGUUUCUGGAGAUUUUGAGGCUGGAGGUUAUAAAUGGAAACUGGUUUUAUACCCAAAUGGGAACAAGAAUAGAAAUGGAAACGACCACAUCUCUCUCUACUUGGCAAUAUCAGAGGCAAAUUCUCUCCCUCCUGGUUGGAAGGUUAAUGUCUUACUCAGGUUGUUUAUCUUUGACCAGUUACAGGACAGAUACUUGACUUUACAAGAUGGUAAUGGGAUGGCAAACCGAUUUCAUUCAAUGAUGACUGAGUGGGGUUUUGCUCGAUUUAUCUGCCUUGAUGUUUUCAAUGACCCUGCUAAUGGAUACCUAAUUGAUGACACUUGCUAUUUUGGAGCUGAAAUCUAUGUCAGUAGGGAGAGCAAUGCAGGAAAAGGGGAGUGUUUUUCAAUGAUGGGCCCACUGGCUUUUAACCAUGUUUGGAGGAUAGAGAAGUUUCCUGAGUUAGUUGAGGAAAUUUGUAACUCAGAAGUGUUUACUAUGGGUGGUCAUAAAUGGAAAAUGACAUUCUAUCCAAAAGGUUCAAAAGAGGGAAAAGGCAACUAUCUUUCUUUGUAUUUGGUAUUGGCCGAUUUGUCAACCCUUCUUCCAGGAAGAAAAGUGUAUGUUGAGUUCACCAUGCGAGUAAAGGACCAAAUCCAUGGCAAACACAUGGAAUGUAAAGGUAAUCAAUGGUUUGGUGAAGGGAGCAUGUCUUGGGGCUGGGCCAAAUUCAUACAACUCAGUAAUCUGAUGGACGGAUCAAAGGGCUUCCUGGUGGAUGAUCUCUGCGCCAUUGAAGCACAACUGGAUUCCCUUGGAGUAGCAAAUAAAUUGUUUGAGAAGUAAAAUGGGAUUCUUCCUCGCUUUCUUUUGGUGACAAAUCUCACUUAAUCAGAACUCUUUUUUGGUUAUCUUUGCUGAAGAGUGAAGUCUUCAUUUGGAGUAUGAAAUUUGUACAGUGGCAAGUAGUCUUUUGUUUUUGACGCCUUAAUGGGACAAGUAAAAUAUGUACAAGACUAUGGGGAGUUCCUAUCAGUAAAAAGGUUUUAAUCAUUAAAGUGCAUAGGUCUCUGCA